Molecule: messenger RNA, 966 nt
Organism: Bombina bombina (fire-bellied toad)
Lineage: Eukaryota; Metazoa; Chordata; Amphibia; Anura; Bombinatoridae
Product: olfactory receptor class A-like protein 1
Exons: 1
Coding region: 1-966 (321 amino acids)
Biological process (GO): G protein-coupled receptor signaling pathway
Cellular component (GO): membrane
Molecular function (GO): pheromone receptor activity
Source: RefSeq, a predicted model, not a curated record
AUGGAAUUAGAACUCCGACUGAUCUUCAAAGCGAUUGGAUUUUUCUCCUUGAUCACCAUUGGAGUUCCCAGUAAUUUGAUAAUCUUAGCGACAUUCAUCCACAUUAGAGUCACUGAAAGAAAGCUGAUACCAGCCAAUGCUAUCCUUUCCAUGUUGGCUUUGGUGAACUUGCUAGUAAUAUUUUCCAAAGGUUUCCCUCAAGCAAUCCAUUCAGUGGGAAUUAGGAAUGUCUUUAAUGAUAUUGAGUGCAAAAUAAUUUCUUUCACUUACCGAGUUUGUCGAGGGAUGACUAUUUGUGUCACCUGUCUACUGAGCUGCAAUCAGUGCAUCAUUUUGGCACCACCUUCGAAAAUAUGGCUUGCUCUUAAGCAAAAUGUUCCACCCAACCUACCAUGGGUUAUGCUACUGUUAUGGUGUAUUAAUGGAGCUAUAUACCCCUCUUGCUUCCUCCAUGUCCGUGCUAUAGCCAACUACACAACCUCCAUGUAUACCUUGCACUUAGAAUUCUGCAAACAUGACUUUAUGACAUUUACCUCAUAUGUUGCCAAUGGUAUAGCCAUUGCCGUGAGAGAUUUUCUCUUUGUGGGGACAAUGACCUUAGCUAGCUGCUAUAUAGUAUUUAUGCUUUACAGACAUGGAAAGCAAGUUCAAGGAAUACGCAGUUCAGACAGAAAAGCUGGGAAAAGUGCUGAAUACAGGGCUGCCCAAGCAGUAGUUCUACUUGUUUCUAUUUAUGUUGCAUUGUUUGGACUUGACAGUUGCAUUUGGAUUUACACCUUAAUAGUAUCUAGAGUGUCACCAACUAUCUCUGAUGCUCGAGUGUUCUUUGGUACCUUAUAUGCUGCUCUCAGUCCUAUUGUAAUUAUACAAACUAACAAGAAAAUUCAAAUGACUUUAAAAUGCAACAACAAGAAAAUUCUCCUACAGUCUUCAGAUACAAAUGUGUCAUCGGAUUCCUCAGAAUAA